Paracoccidioides lutzii Pb01 is the source of this 1173-nucleotide messenger RNA. RefSeq lists its product as hypothetical. The record is from RefSeq and is a predicted model, not a curated record. The coding region runs from base 1 to 1173 and encodes 390 amino acids. The transcript has a single exon.
AUGGUAAAGAAUUCGAAAUUGCGCCCGUCAGCAAGGUUGAUUCAGUCAUUGUCCAGCACAAUCCCAACUGAACUGGUCCAUCAAAUCUUCGAUGACCUGACAAUCUAUCACAUCCUCGUGCUGGCAGCGCAUGAUGACCCAUAUCUGAACCAGCGUAUCUUCUCAUUCCUGGUGUAUAGAAAACUGCUCGCAACACAAGAAGAUUUUCUAGCCCUCAAUCGAUACUUUAAGGUCUACACCGACAUAUACAACCUUCUGCAGCUACCCAAAUCUCCAGUAACGUCACCUUUAGCGACUAGCAUAUCAACGCAGCAUGAACCGUUUCUAGGUCCCCUAAAGGAAUAUCUGCAUCAAGAAGUAUUUGCCCGACUUAGUGUUUCAACCCAAUUCCUCUCACUGCUCGAACCAUUUGCCCAGAAUAAACUGAAAAUAUCAACUCACUUCGUAACCGUAUCCGGCCUUCAGGGAUUCUGGAGGGCUGUCCUAUAUGCUCAAGAGCAACUCAAUGGCACCAAGGCAGUGCAGCUAAGACGAAUGGCGGAUAUCUGCGAAACAUACCCGGACCUAGUCUGCAAAGCGACAGAUAACCGCCAGACGCGGGUAAAAAAUGUCGGUCACAUUAUUCGCCGUUUUCGCACGGAUGCGGAGAAAGCCUCCCGCACUACCGUUUUGCGGAUGCGCAAGUACCAAGUUAAGGGUUUACCUUCGGGCUGGCUAUUUUGGCCCAAAUUGGUACCUAUAGUGCCGCUGGAUAGAACUCUGAACUUAUUCGUCAAGGGGAUAAUAGAGUUUCCACCCUCGCCAGAUGAGCUGAUGUCGUCUCACAAACUCACGAGACACAAUAACGACAUCGUGGAAGCGAUGGGGCUGUUACAUAUUAAUUAUGGGAAGCAAAAUGAAACAUCCUCUGAGAAAUUACCCCCAGAUUCCAAGUCUCCAUCCUCCACAACAGCAUAUUCAUAUCAUAAGUACCCAACACCAAUCAUACAAGAUAUAUGUACCACAAUCAAGGGGUUCGCGAAUGUAUACAUGCCCCCAGCGGUCAGGGAUAUAUACCCGGCAAUAAAUGUGCCUCGCAUAAAGUACACCCCAUAUUUCGCGUCGCUGACAGCGCGACUCUCAUUUCCAGGAGGUUGGCUGGAGCAAAAUGUCAUCCAGAAUGAUAUGAACUAA